Molecule: messenger RNA, 720 nt
Organism: Funneliformis mosseae
Lineage: Eukaryota; Fungi; Glomeromycota; Glomeromycetes; Glomerales; Glomeraceae
Source: the annotation of a GenBank genome assembly
AUGCAAAGACUAGAAAAUGAACAUAGAGAAAUAAAUCAUUAUAAAAAACUAGCUCAACAGUCAGAAAAUGAAGUCAAAUUUGAAAAUGAAGUUAAUGCAACUAAAAGACAAAUUCAAAAAUUAAAUCAAUAUAAUUAUUAUAUGAGCAGAGCAAUAACAAAUUACAAGAAUUAUAAUAGAUUAUUGAUUCAAGCAGUUUUGCAACGUCACGUCAUCGAAAUAAUAUUCGCAAAUGCUACACAAUAUUUUCAUGUCUCUGGACGUCAACAACUUGAACAUCUUGAAUCACAAAUUAGUAAUAAAGAAAUUGAGCUUAACCGCGGAUUUGAGGAUACGUCCAGAGAAAACAAUACCGUAUAUGAGCACGCUUUCAUCACUCAAUGUAAACAACAACUAAACGACAUUAUGAACGGACUGCGUACUAUCAAUGAUAAGCAAAAGAAAUCAGAUUCCGAAAAAUAUGCCGUGACUAUCAUUCGCGAGGUUGUAAAGAUAUUUUACUUUAGAUUGAAAGUUCAAGAACCUGUUGUACAACAUAAUUGGUCUUCUGAUGAUAAGAAUUUAUACGUUGAUUUAUGUUAUUUUCCUCUAAUUGGAAAAGAUCUUAUGUCAGAAGAUCGAAAAGUCUAUACACUUGCAAAGGUCGUUAUACGGAAAGCUCAAGUUGAAGUGCAAAAACCUAUUGCGGAAAAUUCAUAUGGUAGUAUGUAUGCUCUAUAA